Trichobilharzia regenti is the source of this 1231-nucleotide messenger RNA. NCBI's taxonomy places the organism in Eukaryota, Metazoa, Platyhelminthes, Trematoda, Strigeidida, Schistosomatidae. The record is from the annotation of a GenBank genome assembly.
AUCGAAAACCUAACAUCAACCACACUACACCAUUAAUAUUGAUUUAUUUUAUGAAACUGACGCUUUCAAAGGAAUAUUAAUGACAUGGAUUUGGGUUUUUCCACUCUGAUCAAUAAUAAAAACGCUAUGUAUCUACAUAAUUCCCAUCCUAUUGAAUUAAAUAAUCCAAGUACUAGUCCAUAUCCAUUGGCAGGACCAUUUAUGUACAAUAAUGCCUAUCAUAAUUUCCCUACAAUGAAUGAAUUGAAUACCUCGUCAAAUCGUACAGAUCAUUCACCGACGUCAGAACAAAUAACAACAACAAUAACAACACAACCAUUGGAGAGAAUUUUAUCACAGUACAAUUAUCCACAUCAGUCGUUUCAUCAAACGUUUGGAAAUGAAGCAGUCAAAUGUACUAAAACCAGUGAACAGAUGAACUCAAAUCCUACAACACCAUGUGAUUUACGUAUUGAAGUAGGAGAAAAUGUCACCAAUGCUACAGAAAGUAUCCAGAAUCCACAGACAAGACUAGAUAAUAACGGCAAUAAUAAUAAUAACACUAAUUCAUGGCAUAAAUUGAAUUCAUCACAUCCAAUGUUUCCAUAUCAUGCUUCCCAGGUUGAUAAUGACACGUCAUCCAGUACUUAUAAUAAUAAUAUGAAUAAAUAUAUAAACAAUACAUCGAGAUAUUAUGAUCAAUACCUGUGUAAUUCAAUAUUUCCUCCUUAUGCUUAUGGUGGUUCCUUUCCAACAUCCUAUCCAACAUCGAAUAUGCUGUCAUCUAAUACAUCAUCACCAGUACUUCCACCGGCGCCAUCACAUCCUCAACAAUAUCUUGAUGAAUAUUAUCGACAACAAAUGGGCAUAGACGCUGGAAUUCCCAACACAAAACAGUUGCCAUUGAUGACGAAUCGGACUACUUUACUCCCAUCACAGUUUAAUUCGAAUCCAUUUUUGAAUAUUUCCCUCCUAGCAGUCAUUUUACACAAAAUAACAAUUGUGGUAUUACUGGCGCUGUGAAUCAUUCAAAAACACCGCCAGCAAUUAGUACUCCUGCCGCGACCACGACUACAACUAAGGAAAUGAAUCGUACACGUAAUCAUUUGAAAAGAAAAUCGAUACAUGAGGAUAAUUUAAAUAUGAUGCUUGUACAAGGUGAACGUAAGCCUCAUUCAUACCAUCAACAACAACAACAACAGCAUUCGAAUUCUUCCUUAUUUGAAUUGCCUAAUUUGUUAAAAAUCAAUAA